AUGACUGUUUUACUCACUAAUGCCGUCCCAUUUUUGGCUAAAGAACCUGAAGUUAUAGUGACUGCAGCUCCUGUUAAUAUUCUUAAGGACAUAGAUUGCCAUGUUAUAGCAUCAACUUCCAAAGGAACAUCACAAGACUACAGAAUUCCAGCAUUACAAAAUGCAUUGGCCGACUUGGAUCUGCAGGCCCUCGCGAAUGCAGCCGACGCUGUGGAAUCUGAGGGCAAGUCGCCAAUGUCGGCGCUGAACGAACGGGGCGUUCGAGUCCGUUUUACAGUAGUGGAGCAGAGCGGACCAGAACACUGUCCGAGCUUCAUCGUUGUCGUCACUGUGGCGGACAUGCGGUCAGAGGGCAGGGGCCACAGCAAGCGGGAGACUCGAACCGCGGCGGCGUGCGCCUGCCUGGCGGCGGUGCUGACGUGCUCGGGCCGCAUGCAGCCGGCGCCGCCGAACCACCAGGGCUUCACCAGCGACAAGCCGCCCGAAGGACAAGAUGCAUUGGCCGACUUGGAUCUGCAGGCCCUCGCGAAUGCAGCCGACGCUGUGGAAUCCGAGGGUAAGUCGCCAAUGUCGGCGCUGAACGAACUGGGCGUUCGAGUCCGUUAUAGAAUAGUGGAUCAGAGCGGACCAGAACACUGUCCGAGCUUCAUCAUUGUCGUCACUGAUCUGCAGGCCCUCGCGAAUGCAGCCGACGCUGUGGAAUCCGAGGGCAAGUCGCCAAUGUCGGCGCUGAACGAACUGGGCGUUCGAGUCCGUUAUAGAAUUGUGGAUCAGAGCGGACCACCACACUGUCCGAGCUUCACCGUUGUCGUCACUGUGGCGGACAUGCUGUCAGAGGGCAGGGGCCACACUAAGCGGGAGGCUCAAGCCGCGGCGGCGAGCGACUGCCUGGUGGCGCUGCUGACGCGCGCGGACGGCAUGCAGCCAGCGCCGUCGACCCACCACGACUUCACCAGCGACAAGCCGCCCGAGGGACAAGCUGCGAAUUCAUCGGCGGGCGCGGUGCUCUUCGGUGCCCCAGUGCCGGUGCCUGCUCACAAGAGCCCCAUCAGCACUCUGUACGAAAAUUAUCCCGAAUUGACCUUCAUCUGCACCUACGGAGACGGCUCGCCUUUGGACUCCAUGCAGGGGUCGAGCAAGAAGUUGGCGAAGCUGGCGGCGGCCAGCGCAGCGCUGGGCGAGCUGCAGGCGACGCCGCCGCGCGCCCACAGCCUGCACAACUCGCCCUGCGCGCCGCCGCCGUCGCAGCUGCUGGCCGACCACGUGGCCAGAUUAGUAAAUGAUAAAUUCAACGAGCUGAUGCGCGGUGACCUGGUGCACUCCAAGCGAAAAGUGCUCGCCGGCAUUGUGAUUACCAUCAACCACAGCGUGGAAGGUGCUAGGGUGGCAGCCCGUCGCUGUCUGCAGAGGCAUCUUUACGCUCAGCUUCUGAUGUAUGCGUCUUCACCAGAUCCCCGGAAGCCGAUACCGCACUCAGACCUGGAGCCAUUGCCUGACGGCGGGUACCAGCUGAAACCUGACCGUCAGUUACAUCUGUACGUCAGCACGGCGCCUUGUGGAGACGGACGGGUCUUCAGUCCACACGAGCAUAUCGAGUCAGAGCCGGAUGAACACCCAAACAGGCUCGCCCGUGGCCAGUUGAGGACCAAGAUAGAGUCCGGGGAGGGCACAAUCCCCACAAAGAAUUGCAACAACAUCAUCCAGACCUGGGACGGAAUUUUGCAGGGCGAGCGGCUGCUGACGAUGUCGUGCUCGGACAAGAUAGCGCGCUGGUGCGUGGUGGGGCUGCAGGGCGCGCUGCUGACGCGCCUGCUGCGCCCCGUCUACCUGCACACGCUGGUGCUGGGCUCGCUGCUGCAUCCGCAACAUCUCUACAGAGCAAUAGGCGGCCGAAUCGAGAACUACAUCUCAUCUCUUCCUCCCUCGUUCCGGCUGCAAAGACCGAUGAUGGCGCGCGCUUCUAGCACAGAAGCUCGUGCAACGGUCAGGGCGCCAUCGUUCAGCGUUUGCUGGAGCUGCACCUCCCCCGGUGGCAGAGAUAGUGAACGCGACCACGGGCAAGCUGGAGAAUGGUCAGCCGUCGCUGCUGUGCAAGCGGAUCAUGUUUGCGAGGUGGCAGUACUUGGUAACCAGACUCCCACUAUUACCUCAGACAACUUGAAGCUCUCGAAAGUCAUAUCAACUCAUUUGGACUCAUUACUCCUACAAGACGACCUUGAAAGACUAGUGGAAUGGUGUAAUGCAAAUCGUAUGAGGUUGAUUCCCAAAAAAUGUUUCGAUAUCAAGUUUACUAAGAAAAAGAAGCCUUGCACUACUUCCUACAGUCUUAAAGGUAUUAUGAUCACAGAAAUAGGUGAAAUGGGAGAUUUAGGUGUUAUGUUGGAAAUGAAGCUCACCUACGUUCCUCAUAUUAAUAGGAUUGUGAAGAACGCUGGUUUCCUUUCACCAGAAGCUUUCAAAUAA
Molecule: messenger RNA, 2463 nt
Organism: Parnassius apollo (apollo)
Lineage: Eukaryota; Metazoa; Arthropoda; Insecta; Lepidoptera; Papilionidae
Source: the annotation of a GenBank genome assembly